Microstroma glucosiphilum is the source of this 2829-nucleotide messenger RNA. Its product is annotated as ARM repeat-containing protein. Gene Ontology annotation, molecular function: protein binding. The coding region runs from base 1 to 2829 and encodes 942 amino acids. NCBI's taxonomy places the organism in Eukaryota, Fungi, Basidiomycota, Exobasidiomycetes, Microstromatales, Microstromataceae. The record is from RefSeq and is a predicted model, not a curated record. Gene Ontology annotation, biological process: proteasome-mediated ubiquitin-dependent protein catabolic process. Gene Ontology annotation, cellular component: GID complex. The transcript is spliced from 4 exons.
AUGACCGUCGUCGCUUCGCCACUGGAGGGUCAGCUGAGGGAGCUACGUGCAUUGAGGAAUUCGGUCAUUGGAAGUCGCACUCGGAAAGGUCAGGUAGUGCUUGGAGGCAAGGUCCCAGAGCUGAUAUUACUGUUGAGGACACCGUUGGAUAGCACGGAGUCCUUCGAGGUCAGAGCACUUGCUGCUACCAUUAUAGGAUCUCUCGCACACUCUCCUUCGUCCCCUACUCUCCUUUCUCUCUUGCGAGCUGGCGCUCCAGCAGCUCUCAUCGCAGCACUGGCAGAUCUCGCCGAGCUAAGACGAACCAAUGCAGCCCUCUUCGCUUCCGCGGACCCGCUGAAGGCCCUCGAAUCCCUCUUACGCUCGCUACGCUCCAUAUUGAUUGCUCUGGCAGAUGAAGUCGCACCUGACCCGAGAUACGGGCUCGGCAUCGGUAGAGAUGGUUCCAAAGAUCUCGGUCCUGGAGCCAAGACCAAGAGCUGGCGCGAACCGAGCAACUGGGCAAUGGCACAGGCGGGAUUCUCGGACAAUACUCCAGACGAAGACACAAAGAUGUCCACCGCUGUCCCCUCUGGGUCUAGUCGAGGCCUCCACGACUUUAGACUUGCCAGCCCUCGUGAGGAGCUUACUCUCCUCGCCCGGUCCGCGAUCGCAGAGGCAUUCUCGGAGCAAGCGCUGCCAGUCCUUCUCGGAGCAGUCUUUCUCUCGCCAAUUCCCAGGGACGAGAGGGCAGACAAGGUGUUUUCGGAUGCACGAGCAGCCUCUCGGACUCGCCUCGAGUCACCUGUGGCGAGUAUGCUCCUGCCGCCGCGAAGUCGUGAGAGCAGUAGGAGUAGACCUGCAAAUUCUUCACUGGUGUCGGCAGCUGAUUCAAGCUCAAUAUCGGACCUAAGCGCAGUGGGUAGUGAAUCAGGGAGUGCCUCUAUGCUGAAUAGAGGCAAAAUUCUAGCUAUCUCUGAGAUGGUCUUCGGAAUACUUUCGGUAUGUCUUCCGAUAGCAGGCCCCAAUCCUCAAGGAUCUGCGAUUGGCAAGUCAGCAAAGCGAUCUUACAGCGCAGCGGAAACGGACCUCAUCAUGAGAAAACGAAGGGUGAUGGACUUUCAGGGAAGAGAGUCGGCUUUCACCGCAUGGAGUCAGCCCCCAGGUCUGUAUCCAUUCGCAGUGGAGACUGUGAGGGCUGAGAGCCUGGUCGGUGACCACGAGGACGCAAUGUCUGGCGAGCCCUCUCUGCUCUCCGUGCUACUGGAAGGUGCGGAGUGCGGCUUUUCGAAGACGCAGGAGACGGCUCUCUGGGCGCUAGCUGAGCUCACGAGGGAAGGUUCGGAAGCGAGCGUGAAGCUCUUCCGCUGUCAUUCCCCGUCUGGGCUCCUGUCGACAGCAAUGCUGCUGAGCCUCAGGAAAGACUCGAAUGCCCAUGUCCGUCUGGCUGCGUAUUGCUGUCUCGCUCACAUCAUCAAGGUUCACCCAUUCACUCCGAAGACCAACGAGAAGGUUCUAGGCGGCCUGAUUGAGCUUCUGGAAUACCCAGGGGAGAUACAGAUUGCGGCCGCCUUUGCCAUCGCCAAGGUCGUGGCGGAUGAUCCAGUCUUGCAGUGCAUAGCGUGCGAGAAGGGCUACGAUGCCAUCAGUAAGCUUGGUACACUCCUCAACCAAGCCUCAAAGACCAGCCUCGCGAUUUCGCGGUCAUCUUCGCAAGCAAGAUGCGGCUCUUCUCCUUCCUCCUCCUCUUCGACCGUCACCGACAAUCCAGCCUAUCGACUACAGGAAGCAGCGCUCACUGCUCUUGCCGCUCUCACCUUUUCGCGUGAUCAUAUGAGGAGACAGUUCAUCGACUUUUCUUCCCCACCUCUUCUACCUCUCGUGGUUCCGCUGCUCACGACUGGCUCCCUGGGUACACGGGUGGCAGCAUGCAGGCUGGUGCGAGCUCUAAGUCGAAGCAUCAGCAUCCUUCGCACGAGCCUCGUCGACGCAGGCGUAUCCGAGAAGCUGAUCGCCAUCAUCAAGAACACCGAAGAGAACGUCGAUGUCAAGGUGGAGGCGACGGCCACUAUCUGCAAUCUAGUGCUGUCCUUUGCUCCCAUGAGGCAGUUCCUGAUGGAGAAUGGAGGCAUCAGCAAGCUGGUUGAGCUGUGUGCCUCUCCUCAUGGUCCGACGCGGCUGAACGCUCUUUGGGCCAUCAAGAAUGUCAUCUAUGCGAGCGAGACGGCCUUCAAGGAGCAUGUCAUGAAGGAGCUCGGUUACAGCUCCCUCACUGCCAUCGCUGAGGGCCAGGUGACCAAGUCUUCGCCUGCUGCUGCCGCUGCAGCAGCCCUGGAAGCAGAAGCAGCAGACGAGGACGAUAGCGAGGAAGACGACACGACGGCUCUGCAGGAGCAAGCCCUGAACAUUAUCCGUAAUCUGGCCAGCUCGAGGGAAGUGGACAUCGAAGCCACCUUUGCCGGCUUCGGCGGCGCGACGAGCUUCUUUGAAUUGCUAGAGUCGGUCAUCUGGCAGCGCAAGAGCGAUCUAGUCACGGAGCAAGCCGCGUACAUCCUAGUCAACAUUGCCACUGGCUCCGUCGAGCACCGUCGCGCCCUGCUGGACCGACCCAACCUCCUCGACGCCCUCUGCUACUUUGCCACGCACCCCAGAUCCGACGUACGAGUCGCCGCUGUAUGGGCCGCCAUGAACCUUACUCAGCACGCCAGUCCUACUCCUGACGCUGUAGGUCUCGAGGCGGUGAAGCGUCUUCGGAUGUUUGGGUUCGCAGAGAAGCUCGAUGCGCUCAGGAGCGAUCCGGAGAGGGAUGUUUCGGACCGGGCUAAGGCUUUGAUGAGUCGGUUUGAAUGA